This is a messenger RNA of Pseudo-nitzschia multistriata, 3253 nucleotides long. Lineage: Eukaryota; Bacillariophyta; Bacillariophyceae; Bacillariales; Bacillariaceae. The record is from the annotation of a GenBank genome assembly.
GGACUAAAGGAUAAUAGAAUGUAUGUGAUUGCCAAUCAAUGGCAGCUGUUGGGCAAAUGGAACCCUCUUUUGUGGGAUUGCACACAUGCAUCAGAUGCUUUUAAUCCCGUUUUUGAUAUUUCAAUAGUAAAAUAGUACCACAAAUAUCAAUUUAAUAUCCAACAAAAUGGUAUAUUCAGAAUCAGCAUUAAAAACUGGACUAGACUGGCUACUCAAAAAUUAAAAUAGUAGUAUUUUUGAUAAAGCUGUAACUGCUUAAAGGUUGGAUAGUUUUACUAGUAUUAUGCUGUAAAAAUGAGAAUGAAAAAAAAUCCUUCGGGGACUUUUUGGAAAUUUGUACCACACUUUUGGAAUAUGUGUUUCAACGCGUUGCGCUCCCCUCUAAAUUAUGACCCCAGGGGUAAAUAACGUACAGUACUGUAAGUACAGUACAGCACUAAAUAAAUGUACCGGUACAAACACAAGGUACAGGUAAAUGUUUUCGGUUUUUCGGUUCAUGAUAGUACUUUACUAAUGUACGUAUAUACCAUACAAAUCAACACCAAGUUAUGCAUUGGAUCUGUGUACUGAAGGUGUCCGACUGUCACCAUUUUAGAAUCCCGCGCUUUCAUAUGAACGUUAAACUUAACGUUAUUUGCGAGUAUAAAUUUAUUCAGAUCAUCAUAAAGCAUGAAAUAGAUUCUCUUGGUUCGACCUAUUUAUAAGAGUGAUUCCGUGACUGAUGCUCCCGCUAAAUUUUUGAGAGCUCCAAUCGUCUGGCGAUUUCAAAAUUAUAGCCGGUAAAUACUUAGGAUGAUACUAUCUGAACGUAAAACUCCUCGUACAUCUACUCAUCAUUUUUCAUCGAAAUCCGAUCUCAAAAAAAUUCUUUUUGUGUACCUUAGGGAACUUGAGUAUCGCAUCGAGCUGCAACGCCCACCGUAUUGCAGUAAAGCUCUUAUCAUCCUCACAACUCCUCAGCAGAAGCCCACAUUGCUAGUUUGCAAACACGUCUCCGUGAAAUCUAUAUUUUGCGAUUCCACUAUCGUAUUCAAAGCAUCAAAACAUACAAACAGAAAACAUGGGAUUGUUCGGAAAGAAAAAGAGCAAGGCCUCGAAGGAACAGGCUUCUUCGUAUUCUCCUCCGGAUGUCGUCUCUUCCUCGACGGAGGUAGAAGCCGUUGUGCCAGGUGAAGAUGGUGUCAUGGUUUCCGGUAAUGGCAGCGUUACUAGUCUUGGAAGCGACGACAGCAAGAAAGAAUACCUUAUUGAUGGCGAAGAAGAAAUAGAAUCAAACACAACGGAUCAAAUCAUGGAAUUCGUGAACAAGACCAAGGCCACCGCCAUCUCCUACAAGGACAAGGGAAUGGAACAGAUCACUGUUAUUUCAGCCACUGUUCUUGCCUGGUGGUUCAGUCUUUCCAAAGUUACACAGGUUGCGCUGCUAGCAGGAGCUGCUAUUGGAGCAGUAACCAUCGUCGUCGCGGCGGCAGCUGGGGGACGAUCCCCGGCGUUCCCAUCACACAUCAAUGUUGCCUUUGCUGGAAACUCCUACUUUUACGCUAACGAUCUUCCUCGGUUCGUCGAAAGCAUCGGAAACGGACACGUAACGCAAGAUUCCGUAGUGCAUAACUCCGCCAGCAUCCUGGAGUUAGUCAUGACUGGAAACGGUAUGUGGAACAAGUGGUCUACGCAAAACGGUAUGAUCAAUGGUGCGAAGUUUGAUACCUACCGAGGCACCACCGAAUACCUGUACGACAUGGGUGCCUGCUCCGUUCCUCAACUGUUGACUGGAAGCGACCAAAUGAUCACGCCGGGCAACCAACUCGGAGCUUUUGUGAACGAUGGCCAAAAUCCAUGCUUCCAGCAAGACGCAUACCGUGAAUACAAGGAUAGCGUCACACUCAAACACGGAUGGGAUUUUGUCGUCAUUACAGAUCAACCCAAAGCUAUGGCCUUUGACGAGAGUAGACACGACGCGCUCAUGGCCUUUAACUACACCUACGGACCUAUUCUCAAGAAGAAGCAUAUUUCUCCUAUCAUUGUGCAACCCCAUGCCUACUCGUCGUCGGGUGUAAACUCUGCAAGUACCAAUGAUUUAGCGACUUUCACUGCGCUUAUCAUGGAAGGUGCGCAAAUCUACCGAAAGUACCUUAACAAGCGCAUCGGUUUGUUUGCCAAAGCCCAUGUCGCUCCCGUUGGAAACGCCUAUUUGGCCAUCUACGAGGAAAGUCCCAAUGACCUCUGGCCGAAGCUCUUUUUGGACGAUGGUGUUCACCCUUCUGCCUAUGGAACUUUCGUUUAUGGAUGUGUUAUUUAUGCCACCAUGACGGGAUACAUGCCGAAGUACAAACGUGUUGUUGUUGACGACAUGGAAAACUCGGCCCUGUUUGCCUCCGCACGACGUGUUCAGUCGGCCAACUCCGCGGCUGGUUUCCCCACUAAGGACGAGGCUGCUACCCUGUACAAGAUUGUCAAGAAGGUCGCCAUCAGCGGAUACAAGCCUAAGGCUCUCAGGGGGUUCAAGAUCCAAGAAGACGCCGCCGAUUUCCUCGAUUCUACGUCUAGCAACGUUUACGACGGUAGCUACGCCUCGGGAAAUUCUUACGCCUCAAACAACGUCUACAACGAGUAUGACAGCUACAACCAAUACAAUGGUUACCAAAACAAUGCUGUCAACAACAAUGAUUACAACGUAAACAACCAAUACGAUAACUACCAAUACGAUAACUACCAAGAAAACAAUGGCUACAACAAUAACGCCAACGGUAACUACCAAGAAAACAACGGCUAUGAUAACAAUGAGAACUACAACGGCGAUUACAACAAUGGCAAUAACUACCAAGUCAACAAUAACUAUGAAGACUAUCAAGAGAAUGCCAACGGUAACUACAACAACGCCAACCAACAGAACAUGGACGCCGAUGCUGAUGCCAAUGAGAAUAACAACAACGGCCAAUAUGAAGCUGCUCAGCAAUACUACAACGCCAGAAGUUAUCAAAAUCAUAACAGUAAUAACGUCAACGGCCAGUACGGGGGAGGCAACCAGAACAAGCAGUUCUACUACAACGACCUGAAGGAUAAUGACGGCAACUAAAAGGUGAAAAACCACACGUGACCAGACGAUUGAUUCGACAUUUUUGAUCGAUGACAACCUGCAGUUUUGUGUAGUAAUAAUAAUUGUGUUUGACAAAGGAACGUGCAGUGGCUCGCUUUGGUCUCGAACGAUAGAAAGAAUCAAUAAUUUUCAAUGAAAUAAUAUAUGUGUUUUACA